Messenger RNA from Populus trichocarpa (black cottonwood), 2179 nucleotides. Its product is annotated as zinc finger CCCH domain-containing protein 6. The coding region runs from base 505 to 1947 and encodes 480 amino acids. The record is from RefSeq and is a predicted model, not a curated record. Gene Ontology annotation, molecular function: metal ion binding. The transcript has 5 exons. Lineage: Eukaryota; Viridiplantae; Streptophyta; Magnoliopsida; Malpighiales; Salicaceae.
AGUGAAAAAAAAAUAGAAAACGAUAUAGAAACGGCAACUCAAAAGAAAGAAAAAAUCCAGAGGAUCUAGGGUUCCCUUGGAUCCUUCUGUGCUCUCUUCUUCGAUCGCUUAAAAUCGUGGAAUGGGUAGGUAACUGAUAAGGAGAGAUAUCGAUGCAGUUGUAAAUCUAGUUUUUUUAGGGUUUCGAACUCGGGAGUGGAGUUUUACACUCUAAUCGAAAAUUAAUUUUAUGGUGAGGGAAAUUGGAAAUUGAAAGAAUCGAAGAAUUUUUGUUGAUUUGUAAAUAUGCGAGGAUUGAAGAAAUCAAAACGAGUUUGUUGGGCAUCAGAUGUUAAUCUUUGUCAGUGGAGUAAGCACAUUCAUGAACUGCAACUCUUUGUGCAAGCUGCUCAAGUACGAGAUUGAGAUUUAUGAAAUUUAAGCCUUGAGGCAUUUUUGAAGACUGGUCUUUCCUUUAUUGCAUGUUCACAUCAAAAGAAUUCUGAUUGCUGAUAACAAUAAUCUAUGAAAAAAAAAAAAGGCUGUAGUAAAUUAGAAUUACAUGUGUUUGCGGAGGUUGGGCAGCACCAGCUGAGAAUGGUUGAGAAGGGAGAAUGUAUAAGAGGGGCAUAUGAUGUGGAAGCAUACACAGUCUUAAAUAUGCUUUUCUUGGGAGAUCAAACUGUCAAAGUUGUAACAAAAUCCACAAAGUGCAUGCUAACCAUGGUAAGGCUGUUCCUGUCAGAGGAAUCUCCUUCACAAAUCGGGUCAGGUGCUCAAGAUCACCUCCAAGCGAAGUCAUCAUGGCCAACUCAUUCAGCUGGAACUGAUGACUUUCUGCCACCUGGCUUUGAAGGAAGCCAUCCUUCAAGCCAGUUGCAGAUCAAGUUGUCAGAAGUCCCUGUGAUAAAAUGGAGAUGUCCGCCCAGGCUUGUCUUGAACUUGACUUGGCAAUUGGUUGCUGGGGAAGAAAGCGAAGAGAUGGAGGUUCAAAAUCAGAGGGAGAUGAGAGUGCUUGAAGCUGUUUAUCCCCGACCAUCUGCCAUUCCUCCAAACUCCACAUUUUCUGUGGACCUGGAAAGCUCUCAGCAUGGUGAUCAUCAAAUUCCCCUGAUUCCUAUUACCCCCAUUGAAGAUGAAGAUGCAACAGAGGCACCAUCUGAUGUGAUGGGACCAUCAAUGGUUCCAAUGAAUUCACAAGCCCAACUAUUAGCUUCUGGAUUUCCAUCCUUUCAAAAUGGCAUUCCUAGCUUUCCAAAUGGGAAACCAACUGCAGGAGUUCUCCCUGGUGUCGAACCCGAUGCAAUGGCUGCUGUCAAUAAAAGCAGUGAGCAGGGAAGUUUGAUAGACCCUGACCUGCUCCUCAAAAUUCUCAGCAACCCAAAAUUGAUUGAGAAGUUGGUUACUGAUCAUGGAGCUGUAGCCAAUGCACAGAAUAUUCCCAAUACCCCUUUGUCAGAUCCUCUAACUUCUCAUGUAACUUUGCCCAAUCCAGCACAUAUUCAAAUGAAUAGAACAGAAUCCAGUGCCCAAGCAUCUUUAACUGCGACUUCAAGUGGAUCAUUCUACACGCAGCCAAACGGGGUGCCAAUGGGGGUUCCUUCUAGUGCACGGAUUCCUCCACCAGGAGUUCCAUCCACACCUACCGGAGCGACACAAGCAAAGGACAUUAAUUAUUAUAAGAACUUGAUUCAGCAGCAUGGAGGCGAUAAACAAGAAACACCUCAGCAGUUUGGUAGCCGUUACAAUCACCAAGUAGGAACAAGCCAAGAUUUAGUUAAUUCCAAGUCAAGGGAAUCGAAACACAAGAUUAUGAAGCCUUGUAUUUACUUUAAUAGUUCAAGAGGAUGCCGGAAUGGAGUCAAUUGUGCAUACCAACAUGAUUCAUCAUCCCAGCAAAAGGGCAGUGGCAUAACGGAGGUGCAAAGCUCAAAGAGAAUGAAAAUGGAUCGGGAGAUCAGUAGCUAGUGUAGUAUUUCAAGUAGCUUUCAUCUGACAAAAAAGGCUUAUAGCUGCUCAACUUUUUAUACUUUCUAUUUCAUUUUUGGUUUGAUCGUUCAGCAAAAAGUUCCUCUCUAUCGUGGAACGUUAAAGAUUAAAUUAUGGGCAGAAACCAUCAUACUUGGAGGUUGAUGCGACGUCUCUUCUAUCUAUCUUGAGCUUACAUUGAAGUUGGUAUGGAGUUGAUAUUUUUGAGCAA